This is a messenger RNA of Mercurialis annua (annual mercury), 1554 nucleotides long. RefSeq names its product protein HEAT INTOLERANT 4. The record is from RefSeq and is a predicted model, not a curated record. Gene Ontology annotation, biological process: regulation of cellular response to heat. The coding region runs from base 96 to 1181 and encodes 361 amino acids. NCBI's taxonomy places the organism in Eukaryota, Viridiplantae, Streptophyta, Magnoliopsida, Malpighiales, Euphorbiaceae. The transcript has 14 exons.
UUUAUAUAACACACACAGACACUUUUCUCUCUCUCUCUCCUAAAUUUUCUCUCUCUAAAAUUUUGAAUCCGAAUCCAGCGCCUCUCAAUCCGAAAAUGAGAAAAGGAGCUAAGAGAAAGAGAACCCAAAAGGACGACGCCACUAAUGUAGAAGACAAAGCUGAAGCUGCUGCUGCUGCUACUACCGCGCAGCAGAAUCACAAGAAGCAGCAAAAACCUACUAAAAAAGCAACCGCCGUGAGUACCCGAGCUAAACGGGUUAAGGUCGCCAAGCCGCAAUCGGAACCCGAAUACUUCGAGGAUCAGCGUAAUUUGGAAGACCUAUGGAAGACAGCUUUUCCCGUUGGGACGGAGUGGGAUCAAUUGCAAAAGAUCUAUGAAUAUAAUUGGGAUUUCUCCAACCUGGAGAGUGCAUUUGAAGAGGGUGGAAUUCUGCAUGGAAAAAGAGUCUACCUGUUUGUUAAUACAGAGCCUCAAUUGGUACCUUUCAAGGGUGAAGCAAAAGUGACUAUCAUACCUACAGCUGUUGCGGUUGUAUCUCCUUUUCCCCCUUCCGAUAAGAUAGGAAUUAACUCAGUUCAAAGAGAGGCGGAAGAAAUAGUUCCAAUGAAACAAAUGAAAAUGGAUUGGGUUCCAUAUAUUCCAUUGGAGAAUAGAGGCAGCCAGGUUGAUCGACUGAAGUCUGAAAUAUUUAUUAUGGCCUGCACUCAAAGAAAGUCUGCUUUGAGGCAUCUGAAGAUAGAGCGUCUUAAGAAAUUUGAGUACUGUUUGCCUUAUUAUUACAACCCUUACAAGGAAGAUAUGUUUGAACAAAGCACUGUGGUUUCCAUACUCUAUGACAUAGAACCAAAGCCGGUUGUUUGUGAAUUUGAUUGGGACUUUGAUGACAUUGAGGAUUUCACUAAUGAGCUGAUCCAGGCGGAGGAAUUGUCCGAAGAUCAAAAGGAUGGCUUUAAGGAAUUUGUCAAAAACAAAGUUAAAGAAGCAAAAACUGCUAAUCGAGAGGCAAGGGAAGCCAGAAAAAAGGCCAUACAAGAAAUGAGUGAAGAAGUCAAAAGAGUGCAUGAAAAUAUGAGGUUUUACAAAUUCUAUCCAGUGCAAACAGCUGAUACACCUGACGUUUCAAAUGUAAAGGCUCCAUUCAUUAACAGAUAUUAUGGCAAGGCACACGAGGUUCUAUGAUUUGACGACCCGCAUUUACUGAGACACCCUGAACUUGCUAAGGCUGAAAUUUUGUUCCCCAGGUGUGCUCAUGUGUCCAUGUAAUGCUUGCUUUCUUUCUUUCAGAUAGCUUACAAGAAAGAUAUACAGUCGCAAGUAUCAGAAAUUUUAGAUGAGCAAUUUAGGUAGCAGGCUUUUGUAAGAUACAUUUUUGAGGUGUUCAAAAAAUUUCAAUGUCUUAUUGAGCUGUAGGUAGUAAAAUUUCCCUGUAGCUCGAGCUCAUGUAUCACUCUCAAAUUUUGUUGUUAUACCAUUUCAUUAGCUCUUUAUGACUCAAAGUAAAAGUAAUAUCUGAGAAACAGCUUGAUGCUUAAGAAUGAUCUUAAUGUGCUCA